Messenger RNA from Erpetoichthys calabaricus (reedfish), 5019 nucleotides. RefSeq names its product T-box transcription factor 4 (gene tbx4). Gene Ontology annotation, molecular function: RNA polymerase II cis-regulatory region sequence-specific DNA binding; DNA-binding transcription factor activity, RNA polymerase II-specific. The transcript is spliced from 9 exons. NCBI's taxonomy places the organism in Eukaryota, Metazoa, Chordata, Cladistia, Polypteriformes, Polypteridae. The record is from RefSeq and is a predicted model, not a curated record. Gene Ontology annotation, biological process: angiogenesis; positive regulation of DNA-templated transcription; regulation of transcription by RNA polymerase II. Bases 208 to 1839 code for a protein of 543 amino acids. Gene Ontology annotation, cellular component: nucleus.
ACGUGAGGAGCGUCUUUUUUGUGGUCCAGCUGUUUCGUGAUAAAACUCAUAUGCGGACUGAAGAUCAGGACCCUAGACGACCGUUAGCUCCCAAAUUAUAACUAGCUCCAGAAAGGCUCCGAAAAUCGAAUUCGGUUUUGCUUUUUUAUUGCACUCAUAGACUACGUGGAUUUUUUACUGGAAUGGAGGAUCAGAUUUCAUGAGGCGAUGCUGCAGGAAAAAUCUCCAGCUGUAAGUGAUGAAGGCUUCACUGCAGCCAAACCAUCCCAAUGCCAGAAUCUUGCAUUUGAUCCCAUACCACAGGACGCAGCCACAGCUGGAAGUAUUUCUCAAGAAGAUGCUCCAGAUCAGAACAUUCAGAACAUCAAGGUGUGCCUUCAUGAGAAAGAUCUAUGGAAGAGGUUCCAUGAAGUGGGAACGGAGAUGAUUAUUACAAAAGCAGGCAGACGGAUGUUUCCAAGCUUCAAGAUCAAAGUGUCUGGAAUGAAUCCUAAAACAAAAUAUAUUCUACUUAUUGACAUUGUUCAAGCAGAUGAACAUCGCUACAAAUUCUGUGACAACAAAUGGAUGGUUGCAGGCAAGGCAGAACCAGCAAUGCCAGGGCGGUUGUACGUCCACCCAGAUUCUCCAGCUACAGGAAUGCACUGGAUGCGCCAACUGGUUUCUUUUCAAAAGUUAAAGCUCACCAACAACCACCUCGAUCCCUUUGGUCAUAUUAUUCUCAAUUCUAUGCACAAGUACCAGCCGCGGCUUCAUAUUGUGAAAGCCGAUGAGAACAAUGGCUUCAGCUCCAAGAACACGGCCUUUUGCACACAUAUUUUCCAUGAGACAGCCUUCAUCUCGGUAACAUCAUAUCAGAAUCACAAGAUAACCCAGCUAAAAAUUGAAAAUAAUCCAUUUGCUAAAGGAUUCAGAGGAAGUGACGAGAGUGAUAUGAGGUUAUCCCGACUGCAGAGCAAAGAUUAUCCAGUGAUUUCCAAAAACAUCGUCAGGCAGACACUUGUUUCAGCUCACUCACAGUUUCUGGGGAAGCCAGUCAGCAGUCCACAAUGUGGAAGUCAACAGUGUGACAUCAGCACUCAUGUGCCUUUAGGUGCCUUGGACACCCAUGAUCUGCCCUUCAAUUCCUUCUCAGCUCCUCGGGACUCUAACUUGCUGUACCACUGCUUCAAGCGUACAGAUGGUAGGCACUUGGACCUCACUUGUAAGCGUCCUUAUUUGGAGACUUCCUCCAUCAUUGAUGAACGCUAUUGUCAUCCUGCAGCAUCAUAUGAACAGGCAGCACAAAAUUACCCAAACUCUAAUGAUUCGGCAGGAUCUGGUGAAGCCUGCAUGUACACAGCUGCUGAGGGAGACAUCUCAGGGAGCCCUGGAGCAGAGGAUCAUCCAACUUUGUCAUCGCUAAACUGCAACAUGUGGGCAUCUGUUUCUCCAUACACAAGCUAUAAUGUGCAGACGAUGGAGACAAUGGCUUAUUCAACAUUCUCUACUCAUUUCAGCACUGCUUCUGUGAUGCCUCGUCUUGCUACCCCUAUGUCAGGGUCACGGUCACAGGCAGCUACGGAUGGCCACCUAACCAUUUACAGUCCUCCUCCACAAAGUGAGAUUUGCCAAAGAACAACGCCAUCAUCUUCUCCUAACCAAAGUUCCAGAAAUCGUGUCGCUCCACACCUCCUGUAUGAAAGAAAGCCAAGUUUGUCCUAUUUGGGUAAUGACACAAACCAUUUUCCAGUAUACACCCAGAGUACUUCUUCUUCUAGGGAGUGGUCAUCCUAUCCACAUCCCAGGGUGAGAACUAGUGCUGACAACUGGAUAGAUGGCUAUAAGGAAGAUAAAUAAAUAACCACAUGAAUCUUCAUCCACCCCUCAGCUCAUCCUGAAUCAUGAAUUAAUAGGCACUACUUUCUAAUGGCCAUUUGGAAAAUGAUGAGCAUUAGCUUUAAUUAAGCUUGAAGAUAGAACUCAGCUUGAACUUGAAUGCACUAUAUGCAUCGGAAAUGUUUAUUUGACUCUAACUAGUUGGACAGACUUCAUGAUAUUAAAAAACAGAAGAUGAGACAAAAUCCAAGGAGAUGGGUCACAGUGGAUCAUUCUUAAUAGUAUAAUAUGUUAAAAGAUAAUAAUACUGUAUUAAGAUUCUUAAUAAAUUAUUUUAAUUGUUUUGUAACAAUCAUUAUUUAGAAAUGUAAAACAUGUUUCAAUUAUUGCUCACAUAUAUAUCAGAUGAAUGCAGACCCUGGAACUUACAGAAGUAGACAUAUAAACUUACUGUCAACAAGCUUUGACUGUUUGCACUUGGAAUACUUCAUACAGAAUUUAACAGAAAUAAAAAAGUCAUUUAAGUCAUUCAUCACAUAUAAAUACAUUCAUCACAAGUAUAGAGUAUUCAUGCUGAAUAAAUAAUAUGAAUUCAAUCAAAUGGUGUCCCAUUAAGGGCUUUUUUCAUGCUUUGUACCCAGUGGUCCUGGGGCAGGCUUUAGCUCCCUGUGCUUCUCCAUUGAACUAAACAGGUUAAAAACUCUGUGUAUGAUCAGUAUGUAUGGAUGUAUAUGGAGUGUGAGCUAAAGCUUUAUUUAGAAAAUGAUUGUGUAAAUGCAAAACAUGGCUGUAUGCAAAUUUUAUUUCUGAUUAACCAAACAAGCCUAAGCCAUUAAAUCAUUUUGUUAUAAUUUUGUGUAAUAACAUAAAACUAUGUGAAUGUAAUAUUUGUGGCAACCGUCACUCCUUCAUGCUGCCCUCUAGAAUGAAUACUUUUCCAUGAUAGACAAUGAAACAGAGCCAGGUCUGAAACUGAAAUUUUCAUUAAUAUGCCUAAGGUGGGACGCAAAGUUAAAGAAAUACAUUAAUAUAAUAGAACACUACAGUGUUUUUUGUUAUGAUAGGUGAUUGAUUUGUUUUUCGUUUAUUGCACCAUAUAUACAGUACUAUAAGUAAUCUCCAGAGCACUGGUAAUGUUUGUGGAGUGCCAUCUGUGAGAAUGCAGAAGCAAUGUAUCUUAUGGAUAACUUCCUAAAUAUACUGAUUAUUUUAUUAAUUUUAGUUUACUCCUAUAUUGUGUUCUUUAUGGAGAGCGGAGUGAGAAGCAUGAUUUAUCAAAUUCAGCUAGAUUAUACUCAAUAUAAGAAUUAUAAAUUAAUAAAACAUGAAAUACUAAAAUGUGUGUGCACUACCAGAAUUAUACAUUAAUAUUCAUUCAUUCAUUCAUUCAUUUUCUAAGCUAACAUUUUUCAAUGCAGGGUCAAUCCCAGCAGUACUGAUACAAUAGGAUUCCAUUCCAUCACAAGGCCCACUAUUUCACUCCAGAUCUUUUUGUCUUUGAGACCUGAGUGGAAACUGGAGUAACUGGAGAAAACUGGAGAAAACUUCCAGAAACAUUGUGGAAAUGUCACACAGUGAGUGACCACACCAAGAAUUUAACUCAUGGCUCUGGUGCUAAGAUUAAGCAGCUCUACAUACUAUGACAACUUGUCACUAUCAUAUACUACAAGAAAAACACAAUAUAAUACACAUAGCGAUUAAAAAAGAAGAAGAGGGUUCUAAUUUGCAUGAAGUGGACAAGAGCAAUCAGCAUGAUCAAUUUUUCAGACUAUUAGACUUUGGGGCCUUUUUGGUUCAUGACAGCCACUGAAGAGCUAUACGCUGAAAAGGCCGACAGAGUCAAGAUGACCUCUGGAAGCUUGUACUACCAUUGCCAUAGCAAUACACCAGGAAUGCCUUGAUUAUGUUUUUGUGAUUUGGAAAAACAACUAGGUGAGUUUGUUGGGGUGAGAUCAGUGGUUGAUCACCUUGACUUAUUGCAGCAUAUAUGCCAUGAUUGUCAGUCAAUGCCAGUGACAGCAGUUGCAGGAAUGCUCUAACACCUCAGGGUCUGGGAGACAUAGAUGAACAUUAACUAAGCAAGGACUGGCAGAUCAUAUGAUAUUCAGUAACAUCCAUAUGGAGCUGGUGCACUCGGUUGUUUGUUGGGUUAUGACCCUGACUGUGUGGUGAUAUUUCUGAUAAGUGAGUCUUCCAUGACUUUGUAUGCUAAUGAGUACUUAUCAUCAUCAACUGCAUCCUAAAUGCAAUUGUGAUUAGUCCCAUGUUUAUCUUGGUGUUAAAUAUCAUGGGAUCCACACAUGGAGAUGACAUUAAAUAGCAUAGUGAAACAUCACAUGAGACAGCAGCAGUAAUCAUAGUGUGAGAUAGCAUUGUGUGUGAUAGGCAGACACCACUGCUGUGUAACAACAUUGAGAAGGUCUUGUCACUUAUCAUAAAAUGUUCUGUAGACAACUACUGCGUAUAUAUACAUAUGUGUAAUUGCAUACAGUUUAUAUAUUUAUACCCACACUGCAUAAUGGAAGUAAGUACAUAUCACAAGUUUUGAAAGUUUUUUAUGCAUCAUCUGAUUCACAGGCCUUGAGGAGUGUAAAAUUACAAAUUCAUUUGUUAAAAAUUAUAUAGAAAAUAAACUUUGUGCUGCUCCAUGGUUCCUGGAAAUAUUUUUGUGUACAUAAGCCAACUGGGCACACAACCCCUUAUUACAGGGCAGUUACAAGCAAGUCUCAUGAUGGUCUGAUGUUGGCAUAUGUCACUGGUCAACUGGCUCAAUUUAAUGCCUUCACGGCUUUGGUCUUCAGACUUACUAUAUAUAUUUAUAUUUAUAUUACUUUAUUGUGUAGGUGCUGCUUUAUUGGAUUAAUUUCCUGUUUAGAGUUAAGUACAGUACAUUAACUACAUAUUUUUCUCAAUCACUCAACUACAAUACACUGCCAAGGCCUGCUGCCUAAAUCAGUAAUAUUUCAAAGGAGGAUGUCUGUUAUGUUUUCUAGCACUUGGUCCUAGACAGUGACGGGUGGAUUGGCUCUUUGUUGAUCUGCACCCACUUUAAAGCACUUGAAAGUGUAAGCUGGCCCAAAGACUCAUGCACAGGUAUUUUAUAUUUUUGGGAAAUAUUUUAGAUUGCAAUCUUGAAUAUAUUAAAAAACAAAUUUCUUUUUUCAUUGUUAUGACAAAAAUUAAAGGAAAUAUCAGCCAGAA